Manduca sexta (tobacco hornworm) is the source of this 754-nucleotide messenger RNA. Its product is annotated as attacin-E. Lineage: Eukaryota; Metazoa; Arthropoda; Insecta; Lepidoptera; Sphingidae. Gene Ontology annotation, biological process: defense response to bacterium. The transcript is spliced from 3 exons. The record is from RefSeq and is a predicted model, not a curated record. Gene Ontology annotation, cellular component: extracellular region. The coding region runs from base 45 to 665 and encodes 206 amino acids.
CAUUUCUACCAAGCCAUCACUCGCUAGUUCGCAACAGCACCAAUAUGUUCACCAAAUUCGUUGUCUUGGUCUGCCUUCUCGUUGGUGCUAAGGCUCGGCCUCAGCUCGGCGCUCUCACAUUCAAUUCUGAUGGCACUUCUGGGGCGGCCGUCAAAGUUCCAUUUGGCGGCAACAAGAAUAAUAUAUUUAGUGCUAUCGGUGGGGCUGAUUUUAACGCCAAUCACAAACUGAGUUCUGCGACUGCUGGAGUAGCACUUGAUAAUAUCCGAGGUCACGGACUCAGUUUGACUGAUACCCACAUCCCCGGCUUUGGAGACAAGUUGACGGCGGCCGGAAAGUUGAACCUCUUCCACAACAACAACCAUGAUCUGACCGCCAACGCUUUCGCCACCAGGAACAUGCCGAACAUUCCUCAGGUUCCUAACUUCAACACCGUUGGUGGCGGACUGGACUACAUGUUCAAGAACAAGGUGGGUGCUUCAUUAGGCGCCGCGCACACUGACUUCAUCAACCGCAACGACUACUCUGUGGGCGGCAAGUUGAACCUGUUCCGCAACCCAAGCACCUCGCUCGACUUCAACGCCGGCUUUAAGAAGUUCGACACGCCCUUCAUGAGGUCCGGCUGGGAACCCAACAUGGGCUUCUCCCUCUCCAAGUUCUUCUAAUCAUUUUAGUAUAUCUCUCAGUAUUAUUAUUUGUCUUUUUUUAUUAAUGUAAUCCGCCUUUUGUACCGAAUAAAUAUGUUUUUAUAUUA